Messenger RNA from Alternaria conjuncta, 1215 nucleotides. RefSeq lists its product as uncharacterized. Gene Ontology annotation, molecular function: cysteine-type endopeptidase activity; cysteine-type deubiquitinase activity. Lineage: Eukaryota; Fungi; Ascomycota; Dothideomycetes; Pleosporales; Pleosporaceae. The transcript has 2 exons. Gene Ontology annotation, cellular component: cytosol; nucleus. The record is from RefSeq and is a predicted model, not a curated record. The coding region runs from base 1 to 1215 and encodes 404 amino acids. Gene Ontology annotation, biological process: protein deubiquitination.
AUGGCUAGACGCUGGUCCACUGAGCCCCCCAGCUCCUCUGGACUCACUAAAGCGCAGGGAGAACCAGAGAAUGCUUUCAUAAAUCGAAAGCUUAACAACGAAAGCGCCAGUGACCGCAAUGGGCGCAGGAGAAAUGCUGCUGGCCAGCAAGAUUCUGAUGAGUUCUUGAUGAGGUUGCUAAAUGCGUGUAAAGACAGUAUCGAUCCUGGUUGUACACACCUCCACUCCAUCGACGACUACAACAUCACCAAAGACCUUGGUUUCUCAAAUGUCAUGAUCGCAAAGAAUAGCCAUAAUCAUCCUGAUCUGCAAACUGCCCUGGUAAAUUCGACAUGGCUGGACGUUGAAGAUAUGCCGGUAACAUGCGGAGCCUGCAAUCAUACGAGAGAUGUCAAGAAGUUCAAGUCGAUCGAAGCCGCGCCCGAGUAUCUUCGGAUUAACCUGGAACUGAAUACUUUUGACAAAAAUGGAGACCAAGUAUUCGACAAGGAUGACCAAAGCCUGCCGAUCAAGAAUACGCACCCCAUCAUCAUACCCAAUGAGCUCGAUCUCACUGCGCACGUUAGUCCUCCGUCUUCACAGCUCCGGUACAAGCUCAUUGGCAAGAUCAUUCACUCCGGUAAUCUCACGCGAGCGGGUCAUUAUACCGCAUGCGUGACAACCUGUCCUCGAAAAGGCAGACAGAAGAAGGACAGUCCACCACCAAUAAAACACUACUUUAUCAAUGACGAUAACCAUCUCUUCCCUUUUCCAGGGACCGACAUACACCCGCUCACUCAUAAUCCAGAGACCCAAGGUGGCACCGAUUUUGAGGCCUCGACUCUGAUAUACGAAAGAUUGCCCAACAGACCAGGGCCAGUUGCUGAGCUGUAUGAGCCACCUGGAAGAACUGGCGUUGUCGGGGUCGUAUGGAGGAAGGGGAAGAAGGAAGGGGAUCAGGGUGAGAAGAGAAAGAGUGAUGAGAUAGAAGAUGAGAAAGUCGAGGAGAAAAACACUAAGGAGACAGAUGAAAGUAAGGGCAAGAAGGAGGCAUCUGAUGUGCAAAGUCAGGAGCAGAAACCGAAGAAACGGUCAAAGACUUCCGAAUCUACUGACCAAAGCUCUUGGGAUACCCUCCGUCAGGCUUACAAACUGACAAAGAUCCCCGGACCUCUGGACCAGCGCACUUGGACUGCCUAUAGUCAGCUUGAUGGUUUGUCGAAGACCCACUCCUAG